Eupeodes corollae is the source of this 6511-nucleotide messenger RNA. RefSeq lists its product as uncharacterized. Lineage: Eukaryota; Metazoa; Arthropoda; Insecta; Diptera; Syrphidae. Bases 180 to 5558 code for a protein of 1792 amino acids. Gene Ontology annotation, molecular function: protein binding. The transcript is spliced from 7 exons. The record is from RefSeq and is a predicted model, not a curated record.
AGCAAAGACAUGCCGAUGCUAUCGUGAGUUCUCUGUUUGCUAUUUUGGCACAAAAACAAACUAAAAAUAAAUACAAAAAUCUUCACAUUAUUAAUUCCAAUAACUAUGUUAUCUGAAGAUUAAUUGAAUAAAGCAACAAUUUGUUUUAAGGAAAGUCUUUAAUUUAAUUUUACAACAAAAUGGAAACAGUUUUUCUUAAUUCGGACAUUGCUCGAAUGGUGCUUGGUUAUUUACGAAAACAACGUUUGGAUAAAGCCGCCGAAGUAUUUUGUAAAACAAGUCCAUUUCUCGAAAAGGAAUAUGAAGUUCUUAAGCAAGGAUAUCGUUUAUUUGGAUUCAAGGAGGAUCUCCUUGAGACCAUCAUCAAGGAAUACUGCAAAAUUACAACCAAAGUGGACAAGGCAAUUGAAUUAAUGCCGCUGUCUGUGCGAGAUAAUUUGCAGCAAAAGAAUCUAUCAGCAAAAGUAAGUUCCUUGAUUCAUCAUCACCACACUCAUUCAUCUCCCCUAAUUAAUGAAAACAAAGAAAACACUUCAGCAGCAAAUAAGCGUAAAAGAAUAUCAACGGGAAGCACAGAUUGUGAUAUUCAAUUUGCAAAUGACGAUAGUAUGCUUCCACCAGCGACCGUAAUCAAACGUCCUCGAAUGUCACGACCUUCAAUGCCAAUCAAGAAAAAAACCACCAACCCAAAAGACAUUGAAAUUCUAAGUCAAUCGGAAUUUUGUAAUGAUUCCGUUGAUGACGAUGUAGAUGACGAGGAUGCCGAUGCUGAUGUCGAGGACGAACCUGCGGAGACUUUCAAACUACCCAGCAUAACACAACACUCCACAUCAACCCCACGGUUAUUAAAUUCCAAUUCAGAAGAAGAUUUGGCCUUAACUUCGGUUCCAUUACAGGACAUAUCGCAAGCGCUGCUUGAUAACCAAGAAUUUCAAGAGAAACUUGUUAGAAAUAUCAAUAAAGCCUUGCAGAGCUCAACAUGCCCGCCAUCGACCUCCGAAGAGAGAGCAGGGGACAACUAUUUGAUGGACGAAUUGGAAACAGUUGUAAAAAACGCCACAGAAGCAACUGAAGUUGAUCCAAUAUUUGAUGAGUUCCUUAAACGAGUUGUUUCUGCUCAAGUUUUUCCCAAUGAUCCAUCGAAUGACAUUUCGGAGAUAGAGCAACCACUGGAAGAAGAAGAACCGCCAAAACAGCCGCCAUCCCAACAACAAACGGUCCAACCUGACUCCGUAAUAGCACCACCACCACCCAUUCCCGGUGUUAACAUCAACAAUAACACAUCAUUCGGGUCGUUGAUCGAUCCGAAUUUCUCCAUAUCCAAUUUAAUUGUUUUGAAUUCGAAUGAAAGCGCCCAGAAAAACCAUCCACACGACCCAGUCAUGGGAAACAAUGCCGAUGGCAGUCAAAUAAUCAACACAAGCACCCUGGACAACCAGGUGUACUUUGACCAUUCCACCGGUCAACUGACGUGUCCGCUGAUCCUCUCCAGCGAUGGCCUCCUGAAUCUCCCAUUCUUCAUAAACAAUGAGCUCAUACAACAGCUGCAGGGUGACAUUAAUCUAGACACUUCUCGCAUUGAGAUUCCACUGGCGGAACCUUUGAUUCUAUCUGCCGAUCAAAUGCCCGCAAAUGCCGUGAUUCUGAGAAGCUCACAGAAGGUCGAAAUUCCUCCCAAGGCGAUAUCAACCAUGCCGCCAAGUGAAAGCAACAUAGGUGCCGAAAUACCACAACAUGGAACAACCCCAUCGACGGGUAUUUUGAAUGCAAGGAGCUUCAAGAGUUUGUCUACACCCAGGAAGAAGUCUCACGUAAGGACACUGAGUUUCUCCCCUAUGCCUACUGGGAAGCAGCUUCUAAAGCGAAUAGCUCCAGCUCCUGCUCCUGCUCCUGCCCCUGGAGCUGCAAUUAUAGACAAGGAGGUGGCCACCACAUCUACCCGUGAGGAUGAAGUAACUAUCGUUAACAACGUCGAAAUUGCUUCACGCAUCGAAGUGAUUCCCGAAUUAGAAUCGGAGAAUUCCAACAGUGUCAGCAAUCAAACUGUCAUCCAGAAAGACCUUCAAGACACUCCGAAGCGAAAGGAAAGAUCAAGGACCGUCAAGCGAGUCCUCUCCAAGGAAAACGAAGAAGGCACAGCAAAGACCAAGGUGCAAUCACCUUCACAACAAGAAAACGAGGAAGUAGAAGACAGUGACGAGAAACUAGCAAAUAAAAUUCUCAUAAGUCAAAUGCAAUUGAAAGAAUGGAAGCGAAUGAGAGAAACAACCCAAUCGAACUUCGACACAUAUUUGCGGCAAGUCAAUGCCGAACUUCCAAAACCAUCCCGGCGGAAUCCACCCAAGAGGAAAAAGCGAAAAAUCCUAUCGCCUGGUGGGAAAAAUACACAAGCCACAAACAGCACAAGGUCAAAGACGCGGCUUAAAGCAGCCAAGGAGAAAACCCAGGCAGCCAAGUUGGCGGCCUCGAAGGCCCAAUCAAAAUCGACCACCACAAAGAACAAGAACAAGAAAGAAAAAAGUCCAACCGACGCCGCCGUGGCCGCUUCCCUAGCCCCGAGUACAACAGCGAUGAAGAAGAAGAAACGAAAGCAAGACCUCGUGAAUAAAUCGGUCUACAACAUUAAGAUCCCCACGCCUAACAGCAAGACAGAAACUGCCACAAAAUCUGCGAAAAAGGUGACGAAAAAAAGUCCAACUACCAAAAAAUCCCCCGCAAAAUUGAAAGUUGCCAAAGAAGCCGCCGAAAGUGUGGUGACUUUCAUUCAGCCAUCGGUAGCAGUAGCAGGAGUAGCAGCACCACCACCACCAACAUAUCAUCCAAUUGUCAAACUAGAAGAAGAACGUGAGAAACGAACUGCUAAUAUAGCCUGCCUACUAGACACGCCCUUCAAGGCGUUAGACGAGCAACUAUUGGUUCCACCGCCAACACCCGGACUGGUUCCGUCUUCCCUAGACACCCCCGUCUUCAAGAUGAUUGAUUCAUUUAGAAAUUUCUCCGAAGUCAAGAACAGCAACAUCUUGACUCCCCAAUUUGCCAUCACUCCCGGUUGCACACUGACGCCCUUUCCCAAAGACACGCCGCGAAGUUUAACCCAUCAAAUACCAACGGAUUAUUCCUCGGGCGGCUCAUACUACAGACCCGAUGAGUCGGAUGAUCUGGACAAAAUAAUCGACAAACAACUUCGGGAUUCGGCCCAGAAGCGAAAGACCGAUGAGACGCCGAUUGUCACUCCAAACAAAUGCUCGGAUCUGGUCGAGCAGAAGAUUCCCUGUGAACCUGUGGUUCUGAGUCGAGUGAAGUCGUUUGUGGACGAAGAUGCAGUCCAAGCUCCUGUCGAUCUGCAUUAUACCCUUGCAGCUGGCUUGCCAGAACUUACUGACGACGAAGAAGAUGAACUUCCUACGUCAGCCCUCUCCACAACUUCGUCAUCUUCAUCCUCGUCCUCAUCGUCAUCGUCGUCUUCCUCAUCAUCGUCAUCGGCGCCAUCAUCACCAAAGCCAAAGAAUCUUAGCAGUGCUUCUCUGGUCAAUAUGGACAAUCUCUCGGAGAUAAGUAGCACCGAGGAUGAUGACUGGAGCAAAGACGUACCGGAAAAGGUUGCUGCUGCAACAGCGGACGAUCCCUUGGCAGCGAAUUCACAACUAGUGAAUAACGAGUGGGAAGUGCGGUAUCCUGUGAGAAGUUGGCUGACGCCCAAAAAGGCUGACCCUUCUCCUGCUCCUCCAAAACCGCCAAUGGUCGUCAUCGAGGAUAUCCAAAGCAAAGUCAUCCGCCAGAAGCAACUCUCGGAUUUGGAAUUGAAAAAGCAACGAAUGAAGGCGAAAUUGUCCACAGAUCUGAAGAAACCCUCUCGACCGAUUUAUGUUCCCCCCGUAGUGAUCAAGCCUCACUCACCCAAGUCCAAGUCAUCCAUCCAUUCGACGACGGCCAAAUCGAAAAUAACCACAAUUCGAAAUCAGUACGUCAUGUCGACGGUGACGACGAAAGAGAAGAAAGUGAUGAAAGUUAUGACGCCCCUCAAAAUCACCGAAGUGGAUAUUCUGGAGAACUCACCGCCCGGACCGAGUAAUGAGAAAAUUGAUGUCCUCACAGCCUUGAAUCUUUUGUCUGCGAAAAAGAAGACACCUGAGGGUAAGGCGAUUAAGUCUUCCUUAGUCGUUGCGAGCACUUCGGCAAAGGCUUUGAAAGCCCAAGCCCAAAAGAAGGUGGCGCCAAAGGAGUCGACGACGAAGGCAAAAAGCAAGAUCAAAGUCAAAGUAAACAUCAAACCUUCGUCUUUAGCGAAAACUACCAAAAAAACUGCACUCAAUUCGAAAAAAUUGAAUCAAUCGAAAUCGUCACCCAAACGUCCUUCCACCGUGAGGCAAUCAUCUCGAGCCGUUCGAAUGCCAAAAGCCCUUGAGAAUUUCUCAACCGCGUCGAAGAGAAACAAUGGAGUAGCAACGCCUCCAACGACGGCUCCUAAGAAGAAUGUCAAACCGACGCCAAAAACAUCCAAAAAGAACCAAACUGUUUUAGUUACGGACCCAGUUCCAGUUCUCAAACCACUUAUUAUGCCAUUCGAAAUGAAAAUGGAGAAGAUCGAUCCGCCCAGGGACGAACUAGCGGAACCAGAGGCAGCAGUCCAUGAAAAUGUACUCAAACCGAAUUCGCUUAAAUCUUCUCCAGAGACUAUCAAAUCCCUCGAAACUGUCCCUCCUUGCAGUGACAGUGUUGUUGCUGAAGAUGAUGAGGAUGAAGACGAAGACGAUCCUUAUGAGCUCUGCGAGCUUACGCUAAUCGAUGAAUCCGAUACGAAGCGAUACCGACACUUCACUUACAACGGUCCCGAUGGGGUCGAGCCACCAACUCAAACAUCACCCAAGAAAUCUCAUGAAUUGAAUAUAUUCUUGAAUCCAAAUGAGAAGCACUGCGUAAAGGCUUCCGAGGAGUUUGUUUUAUUUUCCUGCAGCCCUAAAAAGAUUUCCCCGCCAACUACUCUCAAGAGUGUCGUUCGGAAUAUUCCAAAAAAGCGACCAAUUAAAAUGUCGAUUUGUGAGACGGAACCCGUCACUGAAGCAGUUGAUGCACAAACGGCAGCAGGACAGGUGGAAGGCCAAAUAUCUCCUCCCGAGCAACGAUUUAAUUCACCGCCCAGUCUGACAUCCACUCCAAUUGUUCCACCGCUUAAGAUUUCCAAAUUGCAGAAGGCAGCUGCCUCGCGGGAUAAAAAGGCUGAAAAGCUCAUCACAACCCGCUCCAACAAAGAUCACAAAAAAUGUACAAUAAUCUCUCAACAUCAAAGUCCUACAAAAGCGCCCGCCGAGGAAUCUCCACACCCCUCCAAGUCAUGUGCAAAAGAACCCGUUGAUUCAUGUUCACCUAAUCAAUCCCAUGAAAAGGAUAACAAACCAAGAUCCAAAACUAAAUCAACGACUAAUGUCGAUUUAAAGUCAUCGCCUUCUUCGUCUACAGUUUCUUCCUCAACUCAUCCAAAGAAGCAACCGGUUGAAGCAAAAAGUUCAACUGAACUUCCACUUGACAUAGAUGUAAUACUUUCAAAAUUACAUGGCUAAGAAAAUAAGAAAAAGCUGUAAAUUACAGUUAAUAGUUGUUAAUAUUUACUUUAUAUUUAUUUUUGUUGUUUUUUUUUAAACUUAUUGUUUUAAAAUGAGAGAGAACAGUUAAAAACACAAAAACAGUCCCGAUACUUUACUGACUAAAAUACUAAAUGAAGUUUUUUCUUUUUUUUUAAAUAAAAUGUAUGAUAACUGUAAAAAUAUAAUGUUCUAUUUUACUCGAUGUAGAAUUUAAUAAAAUUAUGUAUAUUUAUGUAAAAAAUAUAUAAAAACAAACAAAAACUAAAAUAUAUUUAAGAAAACCUACCUACGUUAAUAGAUAGAUAGAAUCCUUAUGUAGGAAGUUAUAAACAUAAUUAUAAGCUAUAAGAUAUCUUAUCAUUCGAUUUUAGGGAUUAUCCAACAUUUAUAUAUUUUAUUUAUUAUAAUAAUAAUAUUAUGUAAAUUUAAAGUAUUAAGUAUUAUGUAAUUAAGUGGCAGACUAAAUUCGUGAAUCGAAUCUUCAAGGUUUCUGCCUUUCUAAUAGAUAAUAAUAAAAAUGUAAAAUACGAAAAUUGAUGGUGUUUUUCUUUGAGUUAAUAAUUGUUGCUUCAAAAAAAAGAAAUAUUUAGCAAACAUCCCAAUUCUAAAUAUUCCCUGGGAAAAGUUCUCCCUGGGAGAUGUGUUCUCCCGAGAACAGAAUUAUCUUAUUCUGAAUUCCCCGGGAGAUUGUUUUUCCCUUCGAAAGCGGGAAAGAAAAUUAUGAAUGUUCGAAACAGCUGUUUUGCAAUAUUUGAUAUACACUGCCAAUCACUAGGAUGAGGCCACAUAUUUUUCAACCGAUUUUCGUUCUUUAUACCUGCUGGAAAUUUCGUACCAAUAAAAAUUUACUACAUUUGAGUAGGUAGAUAUUUUCUUUAAAAAAAGUAAUAAAACUAAGGGGUUAAAUAGAAAAAACAGUUGGAAUUUCC